Molecule: messenger RNA, 2078 nt
Organism: Patella vulgata (common limpet)
Lineage: Eukaryota; Metazoa; Mollusca; Gastropoda; Patellidae
Exons: 4
Coding region: 76-816 (246 amino acids)
Molecular function (GO): serine-type endopeptidase inhibitor activity
Source: RefSeq, a predicted model, not a curated record
GCCUCCGAACGGUAAAAAGCGAAACGAGCACCUGUUCGGUUAUUAUUUGGUCAUGUGAUUUCAUUGCCUCUGGUCAUGUCAAAAAUGGCCUGGUGGAGUGGUGGACAUAUCAUAAUAUUACUAUUAGCAAUAUUUAUUCCGGUUGUGAUUUUAUCGGAGGAAAAAUACGAUGGAAAUUUACUUGAACAUAGCGAAGAUAUUAUUAAAUCGCAAGAUGCGGAAGAAUCACUUUACAAAAAGGAUAUAAGCCAAUUAACAGACAUUAAGUGUAUGGUUCCAGUGAUACCAGUAAAUGGUUUUAUAGAUGGAACAGAUUAUAGUUUAGGCUCUACUGUGCACGUGCGAUGUAACCCUGGAUACUAUUUAGUUGGGCCAUCAAUAAUGACGUGUCAAGCUGUACCAAAUCCUUUUCAUAAAAUGGGAAUCUGGGAUCCAGCUGGUCACCGGUUUUGUAGAGAGAGACAAAAUGAGAAGAUGUUUGAUGUACGAGAUCUUCCCGCCUAUAAUUAUGCUGCUGAACCAGCUACAGCAGACGAUAUACCGAAAUAUGGCGUGAUGGGAUUGAAAUAUUAUCAAAAACGAGACACAGUUCCGGAUAAAAGUUCAGAACAUUUACCAGAACAAUGCAGCCUUCCAGUAAGAGAAGGGAUGUGUGGGGGUUUCUUUAAUAGAUACUAUUUUAAUAUGGAAUCAAAGGAGUGUGAACCGUUUGUUUACCGCGGUUGUGGCGGUAAUGGAAAUAACUAUGAAAAUUUAGCAGAAUGCUUAAAAACGUGCUACCUUCCAUCUUUACUACCCAUAGUUCCACCGCCUUAGUGCUAUAAUUAUUGGUUGUUAUGUUUUUUUUAUCGUGAAACCUGGUCAAACGAAACAAAAAAAAAAAGAAAGAAAAAUCAAAUAAAAUUGCUCGGUUCUAAACUAAUUAUAUCAAACUACAGAAACUUGCCAAAACUGACCAUUUUGUGAGAUCAGAUUGCCCAGGUUUCACUAUAGUUCUUGAUCUAUGGUCUUUCGUUAGAAAUCCAUUAGUCGUUCACUUAUGUAAUGUUGUAUGUUUCGAAUUGAAUGAUAAUUACAUUUUAGUUUAAACCACUACCAUAUCUACUUCUCGCAAAAUGUAACAUUUGAUCAAUGCCAUGGCAAUUGUGAGAGAGGGAAAGGAUUGUUCUGUUCAUAUUCUCUUACGCGAAAACUUAAUACACUGUAAUGCAAAUGGACUAAAAUUGAAAUAAUAUAAUAUUAUGUAAUGACAUGACGUCAGGUCAAGCGUUAAAUAACGGCAUGUGUAGAACGAAAUAACGUCAUGUCAAACGAAAAAUAAGGUCAUUAUGUAUUGCGUGCAAUUAAGACAUUAUAGAAUGGCGCCAUCUGACGUUUAGGUUAAACUGGUCUAAUUAAAAACUGUGGCACAAUCUAGAAGUUAUCUCAUCACAUUACUUUGAUAUUUAGCGACUACAAAUGGCAUUUCCUGACGGUUUGAGUAACUUAUACAAAGUUAUCAGUCAUAAUGAUAGGCAAAUAUUUGUCUCAAGGCCACAUGAAUAGACCGGAAAUUGACCCUCUGUAUCUGUUAUAUCCGGAUAGAAAGAAACUGUAACAGAAAAUGAUGUCAAAUAAUCAACAAAACGUAGAAUAAACAGUACAUAAAUACAACCCAGUCAAUUCAGAUAAAAACGCAACAAAACUAAAACUCACAAAAAAUCCGCAACCUGCGAAGAUUUAAAACCCAAAUGUUGGAGAGACGUCAUAGGGGAUAUUUCCGUUCCCCAAUCUCUUUCAAUUUUUAAAUCAUAUAUUGUUUAAAAAAAAAAAAAAAAAAAUAUUCAUUUUAUAACUAAUGUCAAUUUUGAAAAGUUUUCAAUUGGUUUCUUAAAAUUUGAAAAUGGUUUAAUAUUGGUGUGAUUCAAAAAUGUCACAAUAUUCUACAGUCUAUAGUGAAUAUAAACGAUAACUUUAACGGCCAGUGCUAAAUGUACUGGUAUAUAUACAACAAUAUAUAUUAGACUAUAUCAACAAAUGAAAGAAAAGUAACUGUGAAAUAGAAGUAACUUUGAGAAAAAAGUAACUUUGAGAAAAAA